Molecule: messenger RNA, 450 nt
Organism: Arachis duranensis
Lineage: Eukaryota; Viridiplantae; Streptophyta; Magnoliopsida; Fabales; Fabaceae
Exons: 2
Coding region: 1-450 (149 amino acids)
Biological process (GO): DNA integration
Molecular function (GO): nucleic acid binding
Source: RefSeq, a predicted model, not a curated record
AUGACCCAAACAGUGAACACAGCCUCGUGGAUUGACCCAAUUCUUAACUUCUUGGAAGUCGGCAAACUCCCCGAGGAUGAGAAGGCGACAAAGAUGAUAAGAAGGGAAGCAGCCAAGUUUGGAAUCCCAAAAGUUGUGAUACCGGAUAACAGGACACAAUUCGCUGAUAAGAAGUUUGGUGAGUUCCUUUUCGGCCUGAAGAUAAAGCAGAUGUUCUCGUCAGUAGAGCACCCACAGACCAACAGUCAGGUAGAAGCAACGAACAAAGUCAUCCUCCAAGGCCUCAGGAAACGGCUUGACCAGAAGAAGGGGACAUGGGCAGACGAACUCGCUUCAGUCUUGUGGUCCUAUAGGACGACGCCGCAAUCCUCCACUGAGGAAACGCCUUGCCAGCUCACCUAUGGAGUCAAUACAGUGAUCCCUAUGGAAGUAGGAGAACCGAGCCCAUAG